AGCAAAAGAAAGGAACUGCAAACCUGGCUGGAAAUUUUGCCUUCAAGUCACCCUUAGGCAAACGAAUAAUUUAGAAAGGCCCCAAGAGGAUAGAUAUUUUUUGCAGGAAUGGUCACUCCCUAAAUCCAGGCAAGGAAGGGGAGGAGCCUGAGCCGUGUCCCGCCCCUUCUCCUGUAAACUUCAGUCGCUCCAAGUUUGGCGGCAGGAGUUCCAAAGGCCGGGAGUAGCAGCACACUUUGAAACUUCUCAAUGGUGUCGGUGACUAGAACCGUGUUUGGAGACCUGCCCUUGGGGGCAGGGACGGUGGAGAAGUUCCAGCUGCAGUCAGACCUGCUGAGAGUGGACAUCAUCUCCUGGGGCUGCACCAUCACGGCCCUGGAGGUCAAAGACAGGCAGGGCAGAGCCUCAGAUGUGGUCCUCGGCUUUGCCGAGUUGGAAGGGUACCUCCAAAAGCAGCCCUACUUUGGAGCAGUGGUGGGCAGGGUGGCCAACCGAAUUGCCAAAGGCACAUUCACACUGGACGGGAAGGAGUAUAAGCUGGCCAUUAACAACGGGCCCAACAGUCUGCACGGAGGACUCAGAGGGUUUGAUAAGGUCCUCUGGACGCCUCGGGUACUGUCAAACGGCGUCCAGUUCUCGCGGGUCAGUCCAGAUGGUGAGGAAGGUUACCCUGGGGAGUUAAAAGUCUGGGUGACAUACACGCUGGAUGGUGGGGAGCUCAUGGUCAACUAUCGAGCACAGACCAAUCAGACCACACCGGUCAAUCUGACCAACCAUUCCUAUUUCAACCUGGCAGGCCAGGGUUCACCAAAUAUUUAUGACCAUGAAGUCACUAUAGAAGCUGAUGCUUUUUUGCCUGUGGAUGAAACCCUGAUUCCUACAGGAGAAGUUGUACCAGUACAAGGAACUGCAUUUGACAUGAGGAAGCCAGUGGAGCUUGGGAAACGCCUGCAGGAGUUUCACAUCAGUGGCUUUGACCACAAUUUCUGUCUGAAGGGGUCCAAGGAAAAGCAUUUUUGUGCACGGGUCCAUCAUGCUGGAAGCAGCCGGGUACUGGAAGUGUACACCACCCAGCCCGGGGUCCAGUUUUACACAGGCAACUUCCUGGAUGGCACACUGAAGGGCAAGAGUGGAGCAGUCUAUUCCAAGCACUCCGGUUUCUGCCUCGAGACCCAGAAUUGGCCUGAUGCAGUCAAUCAGCCCCACUUCCCGCCUGUGCUGCUGAGGCCUGGUGAGGAGUAUGAUCACACCACCUGGUUCAAGUUUUCUGUGGCUUAAGGAAGUGUAAAGACAUGACCUGUGCAGGGUCAGGCUGGGAGUCCCUUCAGCAGCCUGUCUCCUGUUUGAGAGAUGAGAUGAAGAUUUAGAUGCUUGAAAAGUGAUCUUGUGAAUUAAAAUCACACCAAUGGUAGCUGUCAUGACAGUCAGUCUGAACAUUGAUUUCCUUCUCCAGUGACGGGCUCUAGGCCAAGUCUAAUGACCAGCUCUAUAAUUAAGAGGAUCCAGCCACCAGAGUCAUCAUCUAAGCCCUAACCCUAGCCCAGAAAUGGUACCUAGGCUUCUUGUGCUGUGUUGGCUCCAUCUCCACACUGACUCUUUCUUUUCUACUUUUCACCCCUCCUUCCUUUGCGCCUACACUCUCAUUCCUUUUCUUUUUCCUCCUCUUCCACCGCAAACCACCUUGCCCUUGUGCAGCACUUCGGAGUUGUACCUUAUACUAUUAUAUACUAGCAAUCAGUUGAAAUUAAAAAAAAAAAACAAAAACCUGCACCUUUAGAAGACUCCCAGUUCCUUUGCUCAUCUUUAAAUCUGUAAGGCAUGGGCCUUUGGGAAAUGGACCAAGUAUAUGGUGUGUUCUCGAUUCUGCUAUACUCUCCAGUAUGAACCAGGCAUCUUCCUAGAGGAAAGCUACCUAACUGUCAACCUAUUGAGCUUCCCAUAUUUCCUCUUUCUUAGCAACAACAAUAAACCAUUUUUAAAAAUUCA
This is a messenger RNA of Hipposideros armiger (great roundleaf bat), 1986 nucleotides long. RefSeq names its product galactose mutarotase (gene GALM). Gene Ontology annotation, molecular function: carbohydrate binding; aldose 1-epimerase activity. Gene Ontology annotation, biological process: glucose metabolic process; beta-D-galactose catabolic process via UDP-galactose, Leloir pathway. The record is from RefSeq and is a predicted model, not a curated record. The coding region runs from base 250 to 1278 and encodes 342 amino acids. The transcript has 7 exons. Lineage: Eukaryota; Metazoa; Chordata; Mammalia; Chiroptera; Hipposideridae.